Molecule: messenger RNA, 5886 nt
Organism: Parnassius apollo (apollo)
Lineage: Eukaryota; Metazoa; Arthropoda; Insecta; Lepidoptera; Papilionidae
Source: the annotation of a GenBank genome assembly
AUGUCUGUAACAGAACAAGCAGAUCUCUUAUUUUUCGAUACAUUUUCACAUGACACGAGUGAGGAACUGAAUUUGGAUUUGGUACAAUUCCCAAAAUCGGUUUAUGUGAGAGAGAUUCGCAUUAUACCUUUAGGUGCAAGGGUUGAAGGAGAUUUUCCUGGUGGCGUGCGACUUGGUGCUACUAACCCAACAAAAUUCCAUAUCGAUUUUUUCGUAAAUGACCUGAGCAAGCCCGGCGCCUCAACAUUUGAAGCAUUGGGAAGUCUGGACUACUGUCAAAAUGGACAAAUACACAUGGAGUGUGGGUCCUCUGUGGAUCAGCCUAGAAUACCAACAGAUGGCCUUGUUCUUAGAGGAUGGUACACCACAAUCACCCUGGCGGUUUACGGCAACUUGACUCAAGUUAUAACUGAAACACCAGUAGGUGCUAAUCCUCCGUCAAGUGUGCAACGCCAGCCUAUCACCCGUGAAGUUGCAACGGUAGCGCCAAGCGUGCCACAACCCGCAGACUGGAACCAAGACGUAUCCAAUCCAAUACCAUCAUAUACUGGGAAUGUUGCUACAGGCAAUCCAGAUACAUACGGUGCCACCGCUUACCCAGAAAAUUACGAUAGUCAGAUGUAUAGAAAUGAUUAUUACGCUAAUGAGCCACCCAAAGAUCCAAGGACUUAUCAUCAUCUGGAUGACGCCGACUGGGAGAAGGAUCGUAGGGAUUUGAGUUGUGAAAGAGAUGGAGACAGGAUGCGACUCAGCCCCCGAUCUCUGGAACAUGAUAGAGAAAGGGAUAGAAGAGACGGUAGAAGUCGCAGACGAUCGUUAGACCAAAGAAGAAGUCGCGAUUCGUCACGGCAUAGGGAAAGAAGUCGCGAACUUGAACGUUUACAUUCCAGAUCAAGGAGUAGGGACAGAGAUUAUAUUGUUAAAGGCGAGUACCGGCAAUUGAGUCGCUCAAGAUCGCAUAGUCUCGAUAGAGAUAGACUGAGGGGCUUAUCUAAUGAUCGUGAUUGGGAUAGAGGAUCAUAUAAAAAAGAUGACUACCGUCGUCAUCGGGAUAUUUCGUACGAUAGGUCUCGUGGUGGUUCUUAUGAACCGCAUUCUCCUUAUGAUAAAAGACCUCCAUCUUACGAGCGUAAAAUCCCAUAUGACAAAUGCGGUCCAUCUUAUGAGAAACGCUUAUCGCCUUAUGACAAACGUAGUUCGUCAUACGAACGACGCGCCCCAUCAUAUGAGAAACAAUCCUCAUAUGAUAGAAAACGACAUUCCCCAUACAGCCGCAUGAGAGGCUCCAGCUAUGGUAGUAGAUCACCAAGUCGCGACGACUCUAGGAAGCGACCUCGAACCCCUCCCGGAGAAGGGGUAAGGCGGCCAUUAUCACCAAGAGAGGGAGAUACUUCCAGUCCAAUUAAUUCGAUUAGAUCAGAGGAAGCCCUUGAUUAUGAUAGAAGUGGCAAACAAAUUCCUCGUAUCGAUUUCUAUCAUCAAAGCUAUCGUCACAAGAGUUCUAUUAGAAGUCCAUCUCAGGAAGUGGAUAAUGCCUAUACUGAGCCCCAGCAUUCGAGUCUGGUUACCGUUCAAAUUGUAGACAAUGCUGCUGCAGUAACCAAAACGGCAGAUUCACCUAAUCGGAUGCAAGAUGAAGAUAAGUCCAUGGAUGCUGAACAGUUUGAGCCUAUCCUGUCAGAUGAAGAUAUAUGCGAUGAUCUAGAAGGACCGCCGUAUAUGGAAGUGGAAUAUGAAGUCAACGAGUAUUGUGGAGUUGACGACAUUAUUAAAUAUUACAAUCCGUUCAAAGCUGAAUGGAAUAAAUACGAAUAUAUGAACCAGGUACAUUUGCUUUCAAACAGCAAGGCAGAGAAUAUUAAAGACGUUAGUAACGCCAGUUUUCAGGAACUUUGUGAUUCCAGUGCAGAUCUUUUUAAAAUAUCUGAAAUAACUAAAUUAGUCAACAAACGUGAGUUUCUCACCAAUAUAUUUACAGAAAUUGACAAUUCUUCUAGGGAAGACUGGGUGCAUCAGUGUGAACAGUUGUUCGUAUCAUUAUCAAAUGUUUGUAAGACUUCAGACAUUAUUUUGCGGAUAUUUUGCAGUCGUGACGAAAAGAAUGCCACUGAUGAUUUCUCUGAUAUUUGUGAUUUACUUAUUACGUUUAUUAAAAUUGGCUUAAAUUUUGAUUUUGCUUUGUCCCAACAACAACCAACGUACAAGAUAAGGCAUAUGAAGUGUGGUAUUCGACUCGCAGAAGCGUUGAUGUCCCAUAGCCAUAAUUGUCAAGUCAUGAAGGUGUUAUUGGACAAUGAUAUAGAUAUACCAAUGCUGCUUAUGGAUAUGUAUUCCAAAGAAUACAUGGCUUUGAGCAUACGAUUAAUGAUUUUAAAAUCGUUGAAUGCUUGUUUGUCAUCUAAAAUAUCCAUAGAACACUUUAUGAAGGAAACAUUGUUCCCUAAAUUCGAUAAAAACGAAAACGAUGCGAUGAGAAAACCAAUGAAUGGAUACCAAGCUUUAAUUGCAAUAAUGCAGACCAAUCCGCUGGCAAGAAUUAAGUUUUCAUUGAGUUCGUUAAUAAAGAAACUGAAUAUUUACGAGGCGUUAAGCAAAUUGCAUGACGUAGUUUUUAGCUUCAAUAAAGCAGUAGCUGAAAGUAAUCAAAAUGAUGAUAACGAGCUUUCAGAGAGUGAUACAGAAUUCAUAAUAAAUUGCUUGGAAGAGGUAUUGUAUAUGUAUCGUUCGCAAUGCUUCCAUAUAUCACAACCGAAACGUUUCCUACCAGUCUCAGCACAAUUUGAAAUCAACAGGGAGUGCUCAAAUGAAAUACUUUUGGAGUUUUUCAAUAUUCACCACACCCUCGAAGUGUGCCUUUAUUUACUUACGUGUCCAGCCACCAGCAAUAACUUGGUGAUUACUAGUCCAAUUCAUGAUUUGAUUUUUGAAUUGGUUCACUCACAAAAUGGCCUUAACUUUUUGUACAAGAAUAUGGAGAUGAGUGAACUUCUAUUUAAAACUCUUAAUCAACCCUACGGUCAACAAAACUCAGAGGAAUCUGUUUAUCCCCAUGAUUUGAGCAAUUACACAGAUCUUCAGAUUUUGGGGCUUGAGAUGGCUUAUAGAUUGAAGGCAUUAUACUAUUUACAAUCUAUUUGUGAUCUACAAGCGGGAAGACCAGACGAGAAUGAACUGAUUGACAGAUUACAGUCACUGUACUGUCUUGGUUUCGGGUGCAUAGGAAAAACAGCAGUACCUGAUGUCAUAGUCAUGGAUGAUAACGCCGAGUGCUUGAUGGAGGUGUUUGAAAGCGAUUUGAAGAACAGAAAUAAAAGCGAUUCAUCAUCUAAGCAGAAAUCACCGGCUAAAGGUUAUGCUAUAGAACUUAUUGUCUCGGCUGUUAGGUUUUCAGCAAGUGUGCCAUUUUUAAAGAAAUACGGACAGAGACUGAUGAACGUGUCCAAAGAACACGAUAAAUUCGAGCCCAGCGUGUCCAGUGUUCUCCAAGAAGUUAUUCCAUAUCUGAAGCCAGCUGAAAAAAUGAAUCUCUUUACAGGAGAUGACAUGGCAGAGUGUGUUGAAAUUUUGAAAGUGAGUACAGAACACGCACCUGAUUUACCCGGUGAAUUGACGACUUGUCUUAGAAUUUUGCGUCAUUUUUGUAUUUCGGACUACGAGAAAAACGUUUCCAUCGUUACCGAGUCGCCUACGGAAGAAUACGUAGAGCUGAAAUACAAAUAUAAUGUCUUACAACUAUUCUCUUUAGAUGGCGUUGCUCAUUUGGUUGGAAUUCUCGAUCGCUUAGCUACCCACUUUGAACAACCGAGCAUGCACACGUCGUUCUUCGCUUCAGUGAAGGGGCUACAGUUAGCUCAAAUAUUGCUUCCAUGCCUUAGAUUAAUAGAUGAAAUGCUAGCAAGAGUAGUUCGAUGUCGCGGCCCAAGGUUCAGGGACUUAACAGCCGCCCCUAUUUUAUUGAAGACUUAUGGAAUGGCUAAAGCGUAUCCAGUAGGUUCUAUCGGAUUCAGAACUGCAUCGAAAGCGGCGGAAUCUGCUGUUAGAGCACUUCUCGCUUAUGCUCAACCAAUAGCCGACGACGCAAACGACGGGGAUUCUAUACGUCGCGGACCAUGGACGUCUUUGUGUUCUGAAGUGAUACAGUAUACUAUGACAGCACCUUAUACCUUCGUUCCUGGUCUUUUAGUGUUCUCUGAGCUUUUACCCCUGCCACUACCUAUGCAAACUAAAACAGCGCCAACUGAAAGAGAAUUAGAAGACGCGUCAAAUGAAAGAAGACUAUGGUCGGCUCAUUUGCACGCACUCGCGAACGAUUUGACGGAUAUGAUUCAAAUAAUAUGUAUGUCUACCUAUAGACCAGUGGUCCACAUGCUACGGCGCGUUUGCGUACAAAUUGCCGAUUUGGCGCCCAACACAGCAGCUACAGUGGCUCGGGCGGCAGUUGGUGCAGUCAUUAGAGAAUUAAAGCCUGCAGAACCAGCAACUCCCAGUUCCGCUAGAGUCCUAGGCUUCUUAGCGUGUCUAGUAUCUCACGCACCAGUUAAAUGUGCAGUAUUACAUACAAUGAAUACGGGUGGACCAAAGUCGAACGACGUACAAGCUGCACUAUGUGGUGUUUUAAGUUUAUCGAAUCCAUCAAGCGAGCAGGCCACCGCGCAGGAAUUCGCAGCCCAUGCUUUAGCUGCUUUCUGUGACGCGGAAGUCACUUUAACUCCCACGAACGCUUCGGCUGAUAUUUUAUUGGCAAAUUCAUUGCCAAAUAAAGACGCAUUAAAUUCGUUGCUCGAAGCAACUGCAGCCUGUCUAGAGUCGACGACUAAAACUUGCGCGGUUGCAUCCGCAGUAUUGCGUGCUUAUUUCGUGCUAACAGAACAUGAAUACGGCUUCCAGCAGUUUAGAAAAUUUGUGUCGAAAAAGCGAGAGGCUCUCGGAAAGUAUUUCAAAUGGGCUUUGGACGGCCUAGGAGAAGACAGAGUUGAAUGCUUGAACCUGUACAUUGAUUUAAUUAGAAUUUUAAGAGUCGAGGAUGGAGAAGGUCCAGUUGGUAGGAAGAGUGUUCUGACACUGAGCGAGAUGGCAGAUAUGGUCGGGUAUACAGAGGGUGAGCAGAAUCAUCCAAUAUUCAUCUUGGAACAGAUGCUUCGGGAGCGCAAUUCAGACGAAGAUGCAAUAGCCAAUGCCAACUUCUUGGCUUCUCAGCUCCAGAAGUUGAAAUCAAGUGACGAUCCACCGGCAGACGUACCAGACCCGAUACUUCCAGCGCCAGAGACCUUAGUGGCACAGUUCGCGGCCCGAACAAUGUAUACUAUUGGGGAUGCGAACGAUGAACGGUUGACUAGCAGUUAUUGGCUUAACGUCCCGUCGGCUGGUGGUGAUGAUGACGUGAACCAUAAUGAUCUGGUGUCGUGCGACGUGGUGGCGCUGGCCAGCCAGCAGCUGGGCGGUGCGGCGGCGCUGGCGGCUGGUGUGCGGCGCCUGGCCGGCGUGCCCGACGCACAGGCACCCGCGCCCAUGGAUAAGCGCCCCGCCGUGGCGCUGAGUCGUGUCCGUGCGGAAGGCGGUGCGGACGCGUUCCGUUCGCGGCCGCCCAACACUUCGCGGCCGCCCUCCCUGCACGUGGAUGACUUCACCGCACUGCACCAGCCAUACGCACUCGCGAUCAGAGGCGGUGGUGGCGGCGGGCGCCGAGCAACUGGCACUGACCGCGGCCGUUUCGCCAGCGCCGCGCCGCCGCACGCACACUACCGACACCUUCGCGGUCGCGGUGCUUGGGAGAUGGGCGCGCAGCACUUCGGCCACUUCGCACCAACCUCGCAGUACAUGAUGGGUAUGGGAUGGGGCGGAGCUCGCAUGCAGCGUGGACCGCGACAUCGCGCCUUCAUGCGAUAG